AGCAGACUGGCGUUAACGCAUUGAGUAAUAUCGUCACUUAAGGCUCCGUCACUUUUAAUAAACAGUCGGCAGGGAGUAGAGGCCUUUCAGAGCUCCCGACAUUUUUUUUUAUUCAACCUUUGUGAACGGAUUGGUGGUACGGCACCGGUGAUCUGAUGUAUAGCUGUUUAAUUGUGUUUGUGUGUGUGUAUUUUUUAUUUCAAGGCAUUAGUUAAAAGCCUUUUAAAACGACGGUGAGAAAAGACGGGAGUUAUUAGUGACCAUUAUAUAGUUCCACGCUCAAGUGUCACCUGCUGGAAUUGUCUGUAUACGAGAGGACUCUACAAACGGACUCUGCAUCUCGAAUCAUCCUCUAUGGGAACUGAUUCUGGGUUCUGGGCGUGUGGUGACCCCAGGGAUGGGACCAUCAGCUGGUGUGGGGGUUGCAUCUUCUAAACCUCAAUUGUCCACCAAAGCCACGGCCUUCUCAAUUGCGGCCAUAUUGGGUUCAACACCAACAGAAACCGUUUCUGACUUACAGGUAGAGAUUGUUGAUGACAAGACAUCUAUAUCCCCUUUAUGUAAAUUGGUAGAACGGACGGCUUCGUGUGAAGACGAAGUGCUUACCCGUGGGAAGAACAAACCCGAUGGAGCAUUCCGAACCGUAAAACCCGAGAAACAGAGCAAAGGCGUAACGAGUUCUGGAAGCAAAGAGCUGUCUAGCAUUCACUGUAGGCUGGAAACCAAAGAUUUAUGGGACAAGUUCCAUGACUUGGGCACAGAGAUGAUUAUCACAAAGUCCGGCCGGCGGAUGUUCCCAACGGUGCGCGUAUCGUUCAGUGGCCUGGAGGCGGAAGCUAAGUACUCGGUACUGAUGGAUAUCAUUCCGGUGGACAGCAAAAGAUACCGUUAUGCCUAUCACCGCUCCUCUUGGCUCGUGGCUGGCAAGGCCGACCCUCCCCUCCCCACCCGGCUCUACAUGCACCCAGACUCCCCAUUUACCGGAGAUCAGCUUCUCAAGCAAUCGGUAUCCUUCGAAAAGGUCAAACUGACCAACAACAUGCUCGACAAAAGUGGACAUAUUAUCCUGAAUUCAAUGCAUAAGUAUCAACCAAGGAUUCACAUUGUGAAGCGGAAGGAUAACCCUCACAGCGCUAUCACAACCCUCGACGCGGAGGAAUUCCGCACAUACGUCUUCCCAGAGACAGUGUUUAUUGCAGUAACAGCUUAUCAGAAUCAACUGAUCACAAAGUUGAAAAUCGACAGUAACCCUUUCGCUAAAGGUUUCCGUGAUUCGUCCAGGCUGACAGAUUUCGAAAGAGAAAGCAUGGACUCUUUGAUUCACCAUCACACGUACGCCCGCUCUCCUCUCAGGUCUUACACGGACGCCGAGUUCGAGGACGCCCUCAAGUGCCGGGAUGCUAGGUUCACCAAAGAAGGAUUAGCUAGUCUUGAGAGGUUACCUUCCGCUACAUGGUCAAUAUGGCGUCCCAUAGUUUCCACUUCCCCGGGCUUGUCCAACUACAACGCCUACAGGCCGUUCUACUUCUACAGCAGCCUGUUAGGACUUCCUGGAUACGCGAACAUCGGUUUGUCUACAGGGGCCAAUCUUCAUGCUAAUUUACGUUGCCCAGAAUCCCAUGCGACCUCCAUGUCUGGGAACUUUUCAGAAGGCGGACUGUAUCAUCCGUCGAGCAUGUACAGAUAUCAUCCUUACCAGACCCCGGCCCGAGAGAGGUCGCCUGUGGACGGAAGGGUGGUUGAUGGCUGAACGUCAUGAGCACGGACCUGUUGGCAGUGGUACCGUAAUUAUUACAACGCUCUGAUCAGCCAAAACUGUGCUGAUUGCAAUGACGGCCGGAGUACCAGUCACAAUGGCGGCGUCGUACUCUGCUUUAAACGUUCCCACCGGUGGCGGGCUCGAAAUCUGUGUUGGAACCAACUUCUUAUAUGUACUUUAAGACAUGGCCACGCCAUAAAAUAUUGCGGUUAGUUAUAGACUCGCAUUACCGAGUCCAGAUACACUCUAAGCAACAGCUACGAUGACAUGUGUUGAUUUCCUCGAUUACCAAUGAAAGUUGAAUUAAGUGUAGCCAAUAAAGAAAAGUGCGAGAAAUCUUUCUCGGCGGACCAAAUGUAAAUAUGUAAAUGAAACGAUGAAAUGGAACCAAGCUAAAUGGUUGAUGAUGGGAGGAUAUUAUAGAACAAGGCUAGAUGUGACAGCAAAAGUGCUUAAAAAUCAAACAUAUUUGAAGGUGUGAUAAUUUAUUUGAUAUCGCUGUUUAUUUUCUAUUUAAAUGCUGAAGAUUUUGCUAUAGACUCUAUCGACUAAAAAAAUGCCUUUAGAAACUAUGAUGAUAACGUAUAGAUCAAUAGAACAUUCGACGAAUAAACAUUCUGGUCAACAGGCGUGUUUAUUCUGUGUGACUCGUCGUACUAUUGCAUUAUUUAGUUUCUGGGCCGUGAAUUUCCAACACCACAGACCAGUAAGUAUUUUUACUUAUUUGUUUACAUUUUUCGAUUGAAUUAAAUGUGAUCUUAACAGUUCUUCAAAUCUA
Liolophura sinensis is the source of this 2537-nucleotide messenger RNA. RefSeq names its product T-box transcription factor TBX20-like. The coding region runs from base 398 to 1750 and encodes 450 amino acids. NCBI's taxonomy places the organism in Eukaryota, Metazoa, Mollusca, Polyplacophora, Chitonida, Chitonidae. The transcript has 7 exons. The record is from RefSeq and is a predicted model, not a curated record. Gene Ontology annotation, biological process: positive regulation of DNA-templated transcription; heart development; regulation of transcription by RNA polymerase II. Gene Ontology annotation, molecular function: RNA polymerase II cis-regulatory region sequence-specific DNA binding; DNA-binding transcription factor activity, RNA polymerase II-specific. Gene Ontology annotation, cellular component: chromatin; nucleus.